Molecule: messenger RNA, 4305 nt
Organism: Labrus bergylta (ballan wrasse)
Lineage: Eukaryota; Metazoa; Chordata; Actinopteri; Labriformes; Labridae
Gene: l3mbtl2
Product: L3MBTL histone methyl-lysine binding protein 2
Biological process (GO): negative regulation of DNA-templated transcription
Cellular component (GO): nucleus
Molecular function (GO): chromatin binding; zinc ion binding
Source: RefSeq, a predicted model, not a curated record
UACUGUUUUAGAGAGGUCUAAGAAGUUAUAGCAAAAAAACAAAUAGUUUAGCUGUUUUUUAUAACAGCCCAAAGCCUGCCUAACAUUAUAUGUUUGAACCUUUUCAAGCCGCAGACUUUGAGUUAUAAAAAGCGAAAUGCUGCUUCAUGAUUUGUCAAACACGCUGUUAGCACUAUUAGCUGCUAGCUAGCACGUACAGUAGCAUGUGAACUAUCACAGUUUGUUUAUGUUUCGACCAGCUUGUCUAUUAACCUUUGAGCUGUAUUAGUUUAUCCAUUAUCUAUGUAGCUAAAUUAAUUGAAACGUGUUUGUUGCAGUGCAUUUAGGCUUGUUAACAAUAGAGUGAUACUUAUUGUUUGUUUAUUCAUCUAACAAAUGUUUCUUAUGUUUUGGUUUGUAGUCAGAAGAUUUAUAAUAACGCUUCUUAUUUCUUGUUUUUGAUUGAGACUCUGUUACGAACUUUAAAAUAGUGUCCAAGUAAAUAUUCUCAACCAAUCAGGUUAUUGUUAUAAAUUAAACCAUAUUUCCUCAGACCAUAUUCAAAACAAUGUUUACAGUCUCAUACAAAUCGUUUAGUGUUUGGUACUACCUAAAACAAAUGUCAUCAACUACAUUUUCUGACAUUUAAAAAAACACUGUGUCUGCUUGAUUUAACAUAAUUAUAAUAAUCACUUUCUUCUCCAGGGCUCUUAAAACAACUUAAACACAGUUUAAAAGAAGAAAUGAUGUGUUGGAUUUAGGUCCUUCUUUGUAUUCUGAGGCAUCGAGCGACCACAGCGAUGCCUUAUCACUGUGUAGCCUAUGGAUGCGGCAAAACGGCAGAAGAUGGUGUGGCACUGUUUAAAUUCCCCAAGGACCAGCAAGAAUUUCUGAAAUGGGAAAAGCAGGUCCAGAGAACCCGCAACAAUUGGGUCGCCACACCAAACUCUUACCUCUGCAGCGAGCAUUUCGGCAGGGAGUAUUUUGAACCCAGACCACACACAGCGGCUCCGAAGCUGAAGCCUGGAGCGGUUCCUACGGUGUUUGUCCGUCCACACUGUUCCUCCUGCAGCGGAGUGGGCUGCAGCAAGUGCCUGCCUGCUAUCCAACGCCGGGGCAUUACAGCCGAAUCCAGUUUAGACGAUAACAAUGGAGGAGGUGAGAAAGAGAAUCCAGCAGGAGGACGGGUUAAAGCAGGACAUAAAUACACAGAGGAUAGACCAGCAGUGUGUGAGAUGUGUGGCACCACUGGCACCUUAAGCACCUUCUUUUCGAGGACCAAGCGUUUCUGCAGUUUAUCCUGUUCACGUUCCUUUUCAUCGAACUCCAAGAAGACCUCCAUUCUCGCACGCCUGCAGGGAAAGCCACCGUCGAAAAAAGCCACAGUGCUGAACAAGGUGAACAAAGCUCCUGCAGCCCCAUCGGGAGCAGAAGCAUCGCCUGCUCGUUUUGAGUGGGGUGCCUACUUGGAUAAAGAAACGUCUCUGGCUGCGUCAGUGUCCUGCUUCAGACAUGCCCCGCUCUGUGCCCAGUGGGACGACAUCCAUGUGGGGAUGAAGGUGGAGGUCCUGAACUCAAACGCAGUCCUGCCCAGUAAAGUCUACUGGAUCGCCACGGUCAUCCAGGUUGCAGGAUACAAAGCUCUGUUGAGGUAUGAGGGGUUUGAACACGACAGCAGCCACGAUUUUUGGGGCAGCCUCGUGUCAGGAGAGCUGAACCCAAUCGGGUGGUGCGCCAUGACCAGCAAGCUGCUGGUGCCACCGAAAGAUGUAAAUCAGAACAUCCCAGAUUGGAAAGACUAUCUGAUGAAGAAGCUGGUGGGGGCUGACACUUUACCUGUUGACUUCUACCUGAAGCUCGCAGAGAGCAUGAGGACCUCCUUCAGAAUCGGCUCGCGCGUGGAGGUGGUGGAUCCCAAACACGUGAGCCGGACCCGCAUCGCCCUCAUCGACUCGAUUGUCGGCGGCCGUCUGCGGUUGGUGUACGCAGACCAAAGUGACGCCCCUGAAAACGUUACCCUCGACUUCUGGUGCCACAUGUGGAGCCCCCUCCUGCACCCGAUAGGCUGGUCCAGCAGAGUGGGUCAUGACAUCAAAGCACCCGUGAACAGUAUGGAAGCAGCUACUUCCCGGGGACACUCCGACAGUUCAUUCCUGCUCUUUAAGAAGCCCAGGUUUGUCUACAUGGACGGGUGUUUCUUCGAGGAGGGGAUGAAGCUGGAGGCGAUCGACCCUCUUAAUCUGGGGAGCAUCUCUGUGGCCACUGUGCACAAGGUGUUGUUAGAUGGAUACCUGAUGGUGGGUAUCGAUGGCACCAUAUCCAACAACGGCUCUGACUGGUUUUGUUACCACGCCUCGUCUCAUGCCCUCCUUCCUGUGGGCUUCUGUGAGAAGAACAAACUCCCUCUCACUGUACCUCCAGGUUAUGACUCCAAGACCUUCACCUGGGACAAAUACCUGAAAGAGACCAGAGCUCGAGCCGCACCAUCAAGACUGUUCAAUGUUGACUACCCGGGUCACAGCUUCUCCCGCAACAUGAAGCUGGAAGCGGUGGACCUGAUGGAGCCGCGCCUGGUGUGCGUGGCCACAGUGAAGCGCUUCGUGGGCCGCCUGCUGCUCAUUCACUUUGACGGCUGGGAGGACGAGUUCGACCAGUGGAUCGACCACCAGUCCCCGGACAUCUACCCCGCUGGCUGGUGUGAUCUCAUGGGCUACCAGCUGCAGCCGCCACCUGGACUCGUGAAUUUGUUUGAGAACCAAAGCAAGAAAGCCAAGCCUUUUAUGUUGAGGAAAAAGAAAAAGAGGAAUGCAAAAAAGAGGCUCUCUCAGGAACAAGCUGAGGAUGCUGCUUCUCAGGAGCACGAUGGCCAGCCUGAGGCCACCGGCACCGACAGUCCUCCAGAGCCUAAAGAUCCAAGUCUUCCUUCAAAACAUCCUAUCAUCAAGCCCAAGUCUGAGUCAGAGGAGCAGGAGAUCUUUGCAGUGCACGUGAAAGUUGAAGAGGUGGAGGUUGAGAUGGAGACGCCUACUGAACCUCCAGACAACCGUAAACAGCUCCCUCUAAGUAUAAUUAAAAUGGAGGAGGCGGGGGAGCAGAGCGAGGCACGACCACAUCAGGAGCCAGAGCGGAGCAGUUUGAAAAACAGGGCACAUGGGAAGACGACAAAAAGGGCAUCAGCAGCCGGGAGACGGACAAAGUUUUGCUCAUUGGAAAAGAGUUGUAAUGAAGAAAGCAUCACGGAGAAAAGCAUAGAAGGAGAUGACAGUGCUAUGGAGGACAUUUCAGAUAUCAAUGUUGAGCAGGACACAGAGGACGGGGCUGUAGAAAUGGACGAUUGAGAUGUUUGCUUGAAGAAAAAGUUGGAUGAGCAAAGAGACGUGUAACAUCUGUCAAGAGAGCCGGUAUAACUUUUAAUCUUUGGUGGUUUAAAGUUACAAUCCUACAAAUGUCAGUCCUGGUUAGAUGAAGAGCAUGUUAACAGCAUGUGGAUACACUAAGUUUUUAGGGCUAACCUUUCAAACUUCUGCAUUUUGUUAGGUACGACAGUGAUGUGGCUCUGAGUGAUUUAACAAACUGUGAGGCUGCAGUCACAACAACACGGCUGGAUGUUUUGCUAAAUGUUUCCUGUAAAUCCCUGAGUUUAACGUAGUAACCAUUACGGUUACCAUUGCUGUGUUUCUAUCACUGCUUCAUGUGACUGACUGCAACUGAGGUGAGCAUCCAAGAGUACAAAGCUGACAAACUCAAACCUGCACACUUGGCUCAUCAUGAAUGUUCCAGACUAUUACCUGCUGCAUCCGUCUGCUCAGCCAGACUAUAUCCCGUCUUCUUAAUACUCAAGAAUCUAAGGGCCAAAUGAGAAGGCAUGCUACACAUUGACAGACAAUGUCGGGAUGUUUUCAGAAGUGCAGUAUCUUUAUGAAACGGGCUUUAAAGACGUAAUUAUUGAAUGCAUAUACAUAAAAUAAUGAUUGCUGUAAAAUGCCGACCAUAAACAGUUUGGCAGACCAGGUUUGAUUUGAUGAUAUUUCAAUACGUUGAACACACUGGACAGCCCACAAGGAGCAACUUCGUCAGUGUUGUAACUACCUCACUUUAUCUGUCAAACUCUGAGGACCUUUGUGCAUAAUGUGGUUUUUAAGAGUUCAACAUGACUUAUCAUUGAGAGUUAAACAUGUGGACAUCAUCCAGAGAUGUUUGAUCUUUCUGAGCUAACAGAGCAGACAGAUGUUUGUUGUAAGGUUUUAUUUCUCCAUGGUCAGAUCCAGAUGUUCUUCUGUUUUUGUAAAUAUGUAAUAUUUUAUUAAAAAAAUAACUUGAUCAUAA